CCAAUGUUUUGUCACACACAGAUAUAUAUAGUCCUUAAAACAUCCCUGCGCAGCCGCAUCGUAGAGUGAAACAAGCUGCAUCCUCCAUUUAGGGUUUUCACCAAGUCGUCUUCUUCGCAUUUCCGGAAGCAAUCAUGGUUCUCCAAAAUGACAUCGACCUCCUCAACCCUCCAGCUGAGCUGGAGAAGAGAAAGCACAAGCUCAAGCGUCUUGUGCAAUCUCCCAACUCUUUCUUCAUGGACGUCAAGUGCCAGGGAUGCUUCAACAUAACAACUGUGUUCAGCCACUCUCAAACAGUUGUAGUAUGUGGAAACUGUCAGACUGUUCUGUGCCAGCCCACCGGUGGUAAAGCAAGGCUCACUGAGGGUUGCUCUUUCAGGAAAAAGUGAAAUCAUCAUCUUUUCAAAAAUGUUGCUGUGAUGUUCAGUUUGGUUUUUCUAGUUAUUGUUAUUGUCUUGUGACGUUUCUUAUGUUUCUUAUGAAAAGAUUUUGAAUACAUGAAAACUAGUUGAGUUAUUAAUCCUAUGCUUUAUUUUAGUUUU
Messenger RNA from Raphanus sativus (radish), 542 nucleotides. Its product is annotated as 40S ribosomal protein S27-2. The record is from RefSeq and is a predicted model, not a curated record. Gene Ontology annotation, molecular function: RNA binding; structural constituent of ribosome. The transcript has 4 exons. NCBI's taxonomy places the organism in Eukaryota, Viridiplantae, Streptophyta, Magnoliopsida, Brassicales, Brassicaceae. The coding region runs from base 135 to 389 and encodes 84 amino acids. Gene Ontology annotation, biological process: ribosomal small subunit assembly; translation. Gene Ontology annotation, cellular component: cytosolic small ribosomal subunit; ribosome.